Molecule: messenger RNA, 405 nt
Organism: Eruca vesicaria subsp. sativa (arugula)
Lineage: Eukaryota; Viridiplantae; Streptophyta; Magnoliopsida; Brassicales; Brassicaceae
Source: the annotation of a GenBank genome assembly
AUGCCAUGGGCAUGUCUUGAUAUCGAUCUUCUAGAGGCUCUUCUGUUCGAUGGUAACGCUCCGGAGAUUUCCGAGAGUGUGGCUUGCGAUGCAAGAGUGUUUAUAGAAACAUGUUUCGCAAGGAACCCUGAGGAGAGAGGGAGCGCAUCUGAGUUGUUGUUACAUCGUUUUCUUCAUCCACAAGAGGAGGGUGAGAAGGUUAUUUCUGUUGUCGCCGCUGGAAAGAAGAGAGAUUCGUUGUCGUUGAGAAUCAACAAAUCUACGGAUAUUACAAAGAAGCCCCUGAAAGAGAAGAUAUUUCCAUCAAAUCCUCCAAAGUCUAAGAAGAUUCUGAAUAGUCUAGUGAGGUUGAAGAUUAUGCUUAUGAUGAAACGCUCGGUAUCCAAACUAGUUUCGGUUCAAUAA